ACGGACGACAACAACUUAACUGGAACCAACAGGCGGUCUUUUGAGAUCUCUUAAGAAAUAGAAUACGCCAUAAUUAUCCGAAAACGUGUGCGAACAAAAUAAUUAUGGCAACAGACGAACAUAUUGCAAAGUUCCGCAAAGACGGCUAUGUGGUCAUCAAGGACUUCCUUAAUGCAGAUGAAGUUGAUUCAUUGAAAAAUGGUUACCAAGACAUUGUAGCAGCUAUGGACCCCAAGGAUCACACACUAACAGUCUUCAGCUGCAGAAAACAGACAAGGGAUGACUACUUCUUGACCAGUGGAGACAAAAUAAGAUUCUUUUUUGAAGAAGAGGCUGUUGGUGAAAAUGGGGAGCUGAAAGUAGACAAGUUUAAGUCCAUCAACAAGAUUGGCCACGCCCUGCAUGAGUUGGUUCCAGAAUUUAAGAAGGUUACCCACAACAAUAAUACACAGGAUGUUGCCAGGAAACUUGGUUACAAUAAACCAGUUAUUGUUCAGAGCAUGUACAUCUGUAAACAGCCUAAAAUAGGCGGAGAAGUGCCGUCGCACAUGGAUGCCUCCUUCCUUCACACAGAGCCUCUUAAACUCACAGGGUUCUGGAUUGCUCUUGAAAAAUGCACCAUUGAGAAUGCCUGCCUGUGGUUUAUUCCUGGUUCUCAAGACACUCCAGUCCAUUCUCGUAUGAUUCGUAAUCCAGAGGGAGGAGAGCCAUCUUUGAUCUUCACUGCCCCAAGAGAACUUGACAGGGAUCCAUCGCUCUUUGUGCCAGAGGAGGUGGAACCCGGAACUUGUAUUCUAAUCAAUGGGCAAGUCAUUCACAAGAGUGAAAAGAACUGCUCCGAUAGAUCUAGGCACAUCUACACUUUUCAUAUCAGUGAGUCGAAUGAUACCGAGUGGUCCAAAGGCAACUGGCUGCAACCUACUGAGGCACUGCCAUUUCCUGAGCUCUACACAUAAACAUCUGUAUGUAUGAUCCUUCACCUUUGACCCAGUUCAGAUCAACAGCUGAGUGUGUGUGAGUACAGCAGGCGUUGAGUUUCGUUGAGUUACUGUUCAAUCAUCCAUUCAUACAUCUGUUGUUAUUGAUCACAAUUGAACCAUUAAGUUAGAGAUGUUUGCAGUGGCAACGUAUCGUUGGUUGUAAAUAUGUCUGAAAGAGCAUUUCUGGAGAUGAUCAGUGCAUUCUGAGUUGGUUCAGCACCAACUCUUUUUAGAGGCACCAAGUCUCUAUUAGGGGAAAGCUCCAUUAAAGAAAGAGGCCAGAACAUUACAUCCUUUUCAUCUUUACCAAAUCACACCAUGUAAUGCCCCUGGCAGAUUAAUCCUGCAUCCAUUAAGUUUAAAGACCCAAGUAAUAACAAUGUAAACACACUCACGCACUGAAUAGGAUGUACAGAUUCCAGGUUUUGGUGGCCAAACUUCUUUAAUUCUUCAAUGGAGCUUACCCGUAAUAAUGCUAAGGAUAGACUUCCAUGAUGCUGCAGCAAACUUCUCUAGCUUGUAUUUCCACCAACUUUUAAGUUCUACUAACCAAAAGCCAUAUAAAGGGAUGGUCGAUCAGAAAAUGUUCAUCUUAUGUUUCAAGAAAAUGUUUGAGAAAGACAGAUGGAUUUCAAAAUGAGCUAUGGUAGCUAUUGAAAUGUUCAUUUUUUUAAGACAGAAUUGUAAACAAGGGACCUUCACUUUGGCGUUUUGAAGUAGUAAUUUUUUUCAAAGAGGUGAUGGUUUAUAAUUCAUUGAAUAACUCAUUUGUUACUUACUGAUUCGUUACUUUAAAUUUAAAUUUGUAAAUUUAACUUUUAACGUUCAAACAUUAAAUCUUAUAGGCUCAAUAUUCCAUGCAUGUUACUUCUACGAUAAUUUGUAACAAAUUGCUUGAUUGUAUUAAUGUGAUUCAUUAUUUUAUGUUUUAUGUUGUGCAUAUAUGCUCCUGCACUUUAUGUUAUAUAAGUGUUAACAUUAUUAUUAUUUUGCGAUCAAAAUAUUAUUUUUUAUUUUUUUAAAAUUCUUUUAUUCCUCUUUCAAUUGAUGCAGAUGAAAAUAACAUUAUUAAUAUUAAACGGGUUAUAUAAAACAAUGAAAUAUAUUUUGUUACCAAUUUGUAUAUACCUAUGACACUGGAGAGAACAAGUACGGACAAUUUCUACUAUGUUGCACCCUUGCUAUUUUUGGGGUAUAUCUUAGCAGAUGAGAAAUAUUGCUACUAUUAAAGUUACCCAUCAAUUAUUACUGACAUUGGGACCAAACAGUGACUCACAUCCAGUAAUGUACUCAAGAACUACAUGUACAGAACUAUAGAGCACCUUGGACCAAUUUUAUAAAGUUGCUUGAGCAGAAAACAAUGCUUUUGUCUGCUGAGCAGAAAUGAGCAGGAUAUCAGUCACAAAUUGUACAUGUGACAUGGUAGUUUGGUUGGUAACUUCAUUCUGGUAGGCCUGUGCUAAGCUAAUUGUUGUGCUUAAGCAGCUAUUGAAAUUGGGCCUAGGAAGCAGUGUGGCCCAAAAUAUGUAUUUAAAAAAAAAAAAUCUCUGAAUAUAUGAUAUUAUGGUAUAAGAAAAUAAAUUUGUGUAAAUGGUGAGUUUCUCGGCCAGGUUCCACCUUGUUCUCAAACCUCCAUGAAUAUUUAGAAGUGGAAAAUAAUGUGUUUUGUUGACACCAUCCUAAUUCUGUUCAUGCUUGCUAAGGUUAAACCCUGACAACCCCAUGAUCAUUUGGUUUGAUAUCGUAGUUUGUCUUUCAUAUCUUGGAACCAGUCAUUCGUAUCCAAGCUGCAUCCAAGUGGUAACUUGUUGGGCAUCAAGAUACCAUCAUCUGGAGGCAUAUUGAUAACAGGACCUUUCCUAGGUCUUGACUGAGUUUGAUUGACUCAGUAUUGCAGAAAACCAACACCCUCAUAUUCUUUUAGGGACAGGCUCUCGAGUUUGCAAUAGUCUAGAGGAGUUUUACUUUCAGAGUGUGACCUAGUUGAUAUUGAUGCAGUUUAUCUCACACUUCGGACAGUUUUAUUUCCCAUUUCUAAGAAUUGUCAAAGUUUGCAAGAAAGAACAUGUCAUACUGCAAUUUGAGGGACAAUAUAUUCUUUGAUCGUAGAAAAAAAUUUCUUGACGAAGCCGUGUUUGAUCUGGGACACAGAGCACUGUUUAUAUCUUUUCCAUAUUCCAUGAGCCCGUUUGUGAUAAAUAAUAAUCUUCAAGCAAACAUUGAUUUUUGCUGUAUUUUUGACCGCGUGAGGGCGUAUACGACCCGAAUUUACGUGACGUAAAUCAAGUAAACAAACUGCGGUUUAUUUCAUUGUUGAUAUUAUAUUCAUAUAUUUCGUCAUCGGUUCAAGAAAACGGUAUACAGACAACUCAGAUAAGAUGGAACUGUAAUAUUUUGACGCAAGAAAAUUUCCCGAUGAAAGCGCCCCCAUGCGGUCAAAACAAUGUAAUAAUUAGGGCUGUGGGUGACGCUUUACAAUCCUGAUAUUGUAACUUAAACAGUAACUUAAACAGCGCGCUUUAAUGGUUGUGAGUUGAGUUUCAAAUGUUUUUUAUGAGGAAUGGGUCUAAGUUAAUAACACAAGGGAGUUAAAUGAACAACAACAGAGACACACAGUCAUUGUUCUGGUAGGAGUGUUAGGAAUUUUAAUUAACACCUGUUGGCUUGUUAAUUAAUUACCAAAAGCAUAAUCUGCCUGUAAACUGGCAGGGAAAAUACACACAAGUAAAUAUACAGAUCUAUGUCAAUCCUACGUAAAAGUUGUUCAAUGCUCACGUGUUGAAUAUUCAUGAAGCAGAUUAGGUAAUGAAUAAAUUAGUGAAAGUACAAUAACAGAGAGCACAGAAAAAACAUCUAAUAUAUAUACAUUAAUAAUAAACUUUGUAUAAAUGGCUCAUCAGCCUUUUUUAAACAAUAAAUAGGUCCUUGUGGAAUACUUUUUCUCUUUUUAAAAAAUCUUUAAGAUAAAUAAUUAUGUUAAUUAAUCAAGAAAGCAAAACAUUUUUGUCUGACCGAACAAUGGGCGCAGGGUUUAAGCAAAUUGUUAAAAUUAAGAAAGUCAAAUUUAACAUAAGAACAGACUGGCAGUGUAUAUCUGAACUUAAUUUAUUCCUCCAUGUUUAAGCCAAAAAGGGAAGAAUAAUUCACAAAGGUAAAAGCUCCAUUAUUGGUAUAAACAGAACACUAUUAUUAAUAUCGGUAAUAUGUAGGCCUAACUUUGAAUUUGUUUUCAAUAAAUUAACUUCCCAACUUGUCUGCUUGUUUGGAAAAGAAAUUGUUUUCCAUAAAUAUUGGUACUCUUAAAGUGUGCUGUUAAACUUUUGAAAAGUUCAAAAAAUAUACACUACAACAUAUCUGAAGAGAUUUUUGAAGCUUUCAAGACGAUCUAAAAAAAAAAAAAAACUUAACAAAAACAAACUUGCUUGAUCAAACGUUUUUUUAUGUAUA
Messenger RNA from Asterias rubens (European starfish), 4427 nucleotides. RefSeq names its product phytanoyl-CoA dioxygenase domain-containing protein 1-like. The record is from RefSeq and is a predicted model, not a curated record. NCBI's taxonomy places the organism in Eukaryota, Metazoa, Echinodermata, Asteroidea, Forcipulatida, Asteriidae. The coding region runs from base 105 to 956 and encodes 283 amino acids. The transcript is spliced from 9 exons.